Sinocyclocheilus rhinocerous is the source of this 876-nucleotide messenger RNA. RefSeq names its product myosin regulatory light polypeptide 9-like. The coding region runs from base 96 to 620 and encodes 174 amino acids. Lineage: Eukaryota; Metazoa; Chordata; Actinopteri; Cypriniformes; Cyprinidae. The record is from RefSeq and is a predicted model, not a curated record. Gene Ontology annotation, molecular function: calcium ion binding. The transcript has 4 exons.
CUUCCCUUCAGCCCAGCGGAGGAACAGACCCAACGCACACAGACCUUCUCUAACCCCUUUCCACAGGAAAACAAGAAACAAACCCUGCGGUCAGAAUGUCUGCGGCCAAGCGUGCCAAAGGAAAGACCACAAAGAAGCGGCCGCAGAGGGCCACGUCCAACGUCUUCGCCAUGUUCGACCAAUCCCAGAUCCAGGAGUUCAAAGAGGCCUUCAACAUGAUCGAUCAGAACAGAGACGGAUUCAUCGAUAAAGAGGAUCUACACGACAUGCUGGCCUCUCUUGGGAAGAACCCGUCUGACGAGUACCUGGAGGGAAUGAUGAGCGAAGCUCCUGGACCCAUCAACUUCACCAUGUUCCUCACCAUGUUUGGAGAACGUCUGAACGGAACCGACCCUGAAGACGUCAUACGAAACGCCUUCACAUGCUUUGAUGAAGAUGCUUCUGGUUUCAUCCAUGAGGACCAUCUCCGCGAGCUGCUGACCACCAUGGGGGAUCGUUUCACAGAUGAAGAAGUGGACGAGCUCUUCCGCGAGGCGCCGAUCGACAAGAAAGGAAACUUCAACUACGUGGAGUUCACUCGCAUCCUCAAACACGGAGCCAAAGACAAGGACGACAUAUAAAAACCAGCACCAGAUCCAUUCAGCGUCUUAUUAUAUACGUGCAGAUCCUUUAUAUCCAAUGCUACUGAUGAUCCAACACUUCAGUCUUUUUUUGAGACAACAAGAAACCACAUUGCAAUGCACUAGAAACCAUUCAAAACGCCUUACCAUAUCACACUGGCAAGUGUUGCAUGUGCGAACAUACUUUAGAUCCAGUAUUUGAUCUGUUUUCUUUCUUUCUAUCUCCAGAUAAAAUCACCUGUGUAAGUUAUCAGAG